Torulaspora globosa is the source of this 894-nucleotide messenger RNA. Its product is annotated as S-formylglutathione hydrolase. Lineage: Eukaryota; Fungi; Ascomycota; Saccharomycetes; Saccharomycetales; Saccharomycetaceae. The record is from RefSeq and is a predicted model, not a curated record. The coding region runs from base 1 to 894 and encodes 297 amino acids. Gene Ontology annotation, biological process: formaldehyde catabolic process. Gene Ontology annotation, cellular component: cytosol. The transcript has a single exon. Gene Ontology annotation, molecular function: S-formylglutathione hydrolase activity.
AUGUCUUUCAAGGUAAGCGAAGAUGUUGCUGUUUGUGGAGGAAGGCUCUUGAAGCUGUCCCACUUCUCACAAGUGAUCGGAACAAUAAUGAAUGUCAACGUUUAUUUGCCGAAGCAAUACUAUUCCCAGACUGACAACAAGGUGAUCCCUGCUGUAUACUACCUUUCUGGCUUAACUUGCAGCCCUCAGAAUGCUUCUGAGAAGGCUUUCUGGCCCUUCCAAGCUGACAAGUAUGGAUUCGCAGUGGUGUUUCCUGACACAUCUCCUCGUGGUGGAGAUGUGCCAGGCGAUCCAGAGGGCUCCUGGGACUUUGGCGUUGGCGCAGGAUUCUACGUGAAUGCCACCCAGAAGCCUUAUGACAAGCACUAUCAAAUGUAUGAUUACAUACAUAAGGAGCUGCCAACAUCGCUGGACGAGUACUUUUCAAACGGCUCCCGUCUAGAUUUCGUCGACAACGUGGCUAUAACUGGCCAUUCGAUGGGCGGUUUCGGUGCUUUAGCUGGGUUCUUGAAGAAUUACGAUGCGAACCGCUACAAGUCCUGCUCCGCUUUUGCUCCCAUAGUCAAUCCUAUCAAAGUUCCUUGGGGUAGAAAAGCGUUUGGGGGAUAUCUAGGGGCAGAUGAGGAGGCUUGGAAAGGGUACGAUCCGUCUGAACUGGUAAAGAAAGUUAGCAAUCGAGGAAAUGACCGGAUUUUAAUUCAUCAGGGAACAAAAGAUCCAUUCCUCGAAAGCAAUUUAAAACCUGAGCUUCUGUUAGAGGCAUCUAAGGGCACUUCUUGGGAAGGUAAGAUUGAUUUAAAACUGGUUGACGGUUUCGAUCACUCAUACUACUUUGUAAGCAGUUUUGUUCCGGAACAUGCAGCCUUCCACGCCAAGAACUUAGGGUUGAUUUGA